AUGCGUUUUGGGUCUCUUUUCGGUGCCGCUUUAUCUCUGGUGGCUUUCGCGACUGCAGUCGUAUCGUCUGAAGAGGAGAACGGACCGGAGCUCGUGGCUACUGCUGCUUUCCCAGAAACGAAUGCAUUCAACCAUGUUGUUAACGGCGAGAAGAACCUUUUGACGAUUACGGUUGAAAACAAGUCGAAGAACAACGUAACGCUGUUGAACAUUGGUGGCGCACUGCUUAACCCCGACACCAACGCUGUCCUCAAGAACUUGACCACUGUCAAAUACACAGUGCCCCUGAUUAAUGAUGUCAAGAUCCAAAUCCCAUUCACUUUCUACAGCCAGUUAAAGCCAGGCGACCAUCGUCUGAACGUAUGGAUUGAGCACAGCUCAGAAGCCGGCAAGUCCAAGACUGAGGCCUUGGACACUAUCGUCACCGUCGUGGAACCGGAACUCUCGAUCUUUGACCUCAAACUUUUGUCUACAUACGCGAUCGUCGCAGCUCUUCUCGGAGGAUUAUUGUACCUUGCGUAUACCACCUUCGUUCCUCAGCCCAAGAAGUCCAAGGCCAAGAAGGCUGCCGUGAGCGCUCCAGUCGGCACCGUCACUGCUACCGGAGCUGGAGGAUACCAGGAGGAGUGGAUCCCUGAGCAUCAUCUCAGGAAAGGCAAAGGCUCCAAGAAGCAAGGCGCACUCAGCGGCACCAGCGGUGACGAACUCAGCGGCGCAGAGACCAGCGGUACCGAGGGCAAGCGACGAAAGGGAAAGAAGUAA
Molecule: messenger RNA, 762 nt
Organism: Psilocybe cubensis
Lineage: Eukaryota; Fungi; Basidiomycota; Agaricomycetes; Agaricales; Agrocybaceae
Exons: 8
Coding region: 1-762 (253 amino acids)
Cellular component (GO): endoplasmic reticulum membrane; endoplasmic reticulum
Source: RefSeq, a predicted model, not a curated record